Messenger RNA from Python bivittatus (Burmese python), 682 nucleotides. The record is from RefSeq and is a predicted model, not a curated record. NCBI's taxonomy places the organism in Eukaryota, Metazoa, Chordata, Lepidosauria, Squamata, Pythonidae.
GCUUUGGAGAGCUUACCGCUUCCGGUGUGGGCGGAGCUUAGCCGGCCGCGGGUCGCUUCAGUCAUGGCAAUCGCCUCUCUCUUGGCUGCCGCUGUUGGGCGACAUCUGCGUCGGGGAGCUUCGGUGGGAAGACGCGUCUCCCGCCCGAGUCCAGGGGUGACGUUUGGCUGUCGCCGGGAGGCUUCUUCAAAAGAAGGGAAAGGCGAUAGCGGAAGCGAGGUGCCUUCCAAGAAUGUGGAAUCCUUUGCAUCAAUGCUGAAGUCCUCUCCUUUAAUUCAGAUGGGACCCGCCAAAGACAAAAUUGUCAUUGGAAACAUUUUUUACACAUUAGAAGAUGAUCUAUACAUUGAUUUUGGUGGCAAAUUUCAUUGUGUUUGCAAGCGACCAGCAGAUGGCAAGAAAUAUCAGAAUGGAUCUAAAGUCCGCCUAAAACUUAUUGACCUUGAACUCUCCUCCAGAUUCUUGGGAGCAACAAAAGAUACAACCUUACUGGAAGCUGAUGCCGUACUUUUGGGACUUAUGGAAGGAAAAGAAAGUAGAUAUAAAUAGUAAAUGCUUGUUGUUGUUGUUUUUUAAAAAAUCUCUAUUCUCUUGUAGCUAAAUACUUAGUCAUUUGUGCAGAAUAUUCCAUUUUAAUUAAAUGUUGAAAUUAUUCACCAUUAUUUUCUGAUUAAAAUAAAUC